AUGAGUUGGAGAAAGAUAUUCCUCUGUACAUUUCUAAUCUCUCUUGUCAACUCCUCGGAGCUGGGCGCUGUUUUGGGUGAUGGAGCCGCAUCGCAAAUGUUACGACACGCCGCUCAGCUGCUGCUUGCUGAGCCACGGUAUAUUGAAGCAGUUCUAACAAGUCGUGAGAGUCCAGGGCUGUCUCCGUUGGCCUCAAUCGAUAUGCAUUCAAAGAUCGGCUAUCAAAAUCUCUCGCUUCAUUUUAAAGAUCGAGCUGUCACCUUUACAUUUACAAAGUUAAAAUUCCGCUCAUCAGCCAAUGUCACUCAUUUGUUGUGGCCUCUAGACAUUGGAGAGCACAUGUUGGAUAUGAAUCUUGAAAUGCCGCACGGGAAAGUGAACAUGAUCAUUGGCGCGGAGACAAUGAGUCUUCAAGAUUGUUAUCUCUUGGAUCCAAAGUUUGAGGGAAGUCUUGGCGGACAAUGGUUUGUCGAAGGCGUUAUCUCAAAACUCACGUCAAUCUUUUCACCUGGUCUCGAUUCGACUUUAUGUUAUUUCUUUCAUCAUUACCUCGCCGAUAUCCCGCAUAGUAAUAUUAUGCGUUUCCCCAUUCAUUCUCUUCUUCCACCGAAAGCUCGCGAAUUUCUUGCUCACAAUGAAACAAAUCUUUUCUAUCGUCUAAACAGUGUCGACAUUCAUGAACAUCAAAUGACAAUCAGGGCAACAAUUGAAUGGAAUAAAGAAGAAACAGGCGAGAAUCCGUUUAAAGUCUCGAACACAAGUCAAUUCGAGAUGGAGUUGAAAGGGGAUGAUCGAGUGACAUUUUGGAUUGAGGAUACGGUACUCAAUGAAUUGAUUAAUCAGGUGGAAUGGGAUUUCGAGUGGAUGUCGGAAACAGUUCCUGUCACUUCUCCAAUCAUUCCACCAGAUUCAAAGGGUUUCCUCUCAACUCUUUGCAUUGAUUGCUAUUUCCUCUUGAAUGUUUCAGCUAAAGGAAAUCCCACCAUUCAGGCAACAAAUGAGUCACUUGUUUUUGAAAAAACUGAUCGUGUAAAUCUUCGUGUCGUAAAUCCGGAUCGAAAUGUUACGUCGGUUUUUGCCUCGUUUGUGCUCACUAUUCAAGCUCAAUUACAACCAAUUUUCGAUGACGGGGUUUUGAGGACACUUGUACAAUUGUUGGACACAAAAAUUGUGAUGGAAGAUGGAGCAUUCCCGAAAGCCUGGAGAUUUUAUAUGGAGGAUUUGAUGAGGGGAAUGAUUCUUGACAUGUUAUGGCCUGAAAUCAAGAAAGCAAUUGAAGAGCUUUCAUAUGGAAAAGGAUUGAAAAUCUCUUCGCAUUGUGGUUUGGAUCCGUUUCAAUCAGAAAUCGAUUUUGCCGAAGGAUCUUUUGCGAUCACCACCCGUUUAGCUCUUCACAAUCUCGACAUUGAGAGAUGCUUUAAAGAGAUGAAAAGCGCAAUCCCGAACACGAGCAAACUCUUUCAGAAGCUUGAUCCAAUAGCU
Mesorhabditis belari is the source of this 1482-nucleotide messenger RNA. The record is from the annotation of a GenBank genome assembly. Lineage: Eukaryota; Metazoa; Nematoda; Chromadorea; Rhabditida; Rhabditidae.